Messenger RNA from Haliotis rubra (blacklip abalone), 1650 nucleotides. Its product is annotated as iduronate 2-sulfatase-like. The record is from RefSeq and is a predicted model, not a curated record. Lineage: Eukaryota; Metazoa; Mollusca; Gastropoda; Lepetellida; Haliotidae. Bases 39 to 1589 code for a protein of 516 amino acids. The transcript has a single exon. Gene Ontology annotation, molecular function: iduronate-2-sulfatase activity.
AUUCAAAACGUCCUCAUUGAAGAUUUCAGUUUGUGUCCAUGUACUUCAGGUAUUCAUCGAGAAGCAUGGUGAAACUCUGGGUCUUGUUGUGCCUGGGAAUAGUUCAUGCAAGGAAGAAUGUUUUGUUUUUGGUUUCGGAUGAUAUGAGACCCAAUAUUGGUGCCUACGACGGACCAGAUUACCCAUCUCCAGUUCAUCCAAAGAUGCACACUCCGAAUCUUGAUGCGCUUGCUGCCAGAUCCCUCUUACUCAAGCGAGCUUACGUCUCAGUGGCUUUAUGCAGUCCAAGCCGGACGGCCCUCCUUACCAGCAGGCGCCCUGAAACAAGCCACAUCUGGUGCAUCGGACCUUACUUCCGGCAGUAUGGAGGUAAUUUCACUACACUACCCGAAUACUUUAAACAAAAUGGGUAUAGGACCAUCGGAAUGGGGAAAAUAUUUCAUCCAGGAUCAUCCUCCGGAGGUGACGAUCCCGUUUCAUGGACAGAUCCCUACACCCAUGCUGAUGAUGAUUACAUCAAAGCUGACAACGUCCUUAUAGAAGCAGUCUCAGAGGAAAGAGCUAAAGCACGACCACUACAGGAUCAACUUCUGGCCGAGUAUGCCAUCCAGGCAAUUAAGGAGGUGGCCCCAAAAGGUAAAUCGGGUGAGAAACCAUUCUUUCUGGCUGUGGGGUUCCGUAAACCCCAUAUCACCUGGAACUUCCCUGCCCGCUUUAAGGAGUACUACCCUCUGGAAAGUCUGAGGCUGCCACCAAAUUACUAUGCUCCUGUAGGAAUACCAGAAAUUGCUUGGCACAGUUUCGUUAAUCUGACUAUUUUUAAAGAUAUGCAACCCUACCACGUGGCAGACACUGGUCAUAUUAACUUUACAUUUCCCGACCAAAUCACUCUUGAGAUGCGACAAGCCUAUUACAGCUGCAUAAGCUACAUCGACUAUGAACUUGGAAGGGUCAUUGCAGAGCUCGAUAACCAGGGUCUGACUAAUAAUACCAUAAUAUCCUUCUGGGGUGACCAUGGAUGGCAUUUGGGGGAAAAUGGUGAAUGGGAAAAGAUGACGAACUUUGAAGCUGCCACCCAUGCUCCUAUGAUGAUUCAUGUUCCUGGAGUUACUGAUCAUGGUGUUGUCACCGAAAAAAUCACUGAAUUCGUUGAUCUGUAUCCUACGCUCGUUGAAGCUGCAGGUCUUCCUAAACUCGACAUGUGUCCACCAAACUCUCAAAAUGUCAGUCUGUGUACGGAGGGUACAAGCAUGGUGCCACUUAUGACAAACCCGACAUUAGACGAUUGGAAAAAUGUAGCAUUCUCUGAGUAUUCCAGAGUAGGCAAUGGAAUAGAAACGGAUUCAGUUAUUGGUUACAGCAUGAGAACUGAAGAGUAUCGAUACACGGAGUGGGUUAACUUCACGGCCAUGCCAAUCUAUAAACCGCUGUGGGACCAGCAACUUGGAGCUGAACUCUAUGACCACAUGAAAGACCCAGAGGAGAACUAUAACCGAGUAGAUGAUCCAGCUUACAAAGACCUCAGGGUUGAGCUGUCUAGAAACCUGAGGCUGGGCUGGAGAGGAGUUAUCCCUCACAGACGCGUUUGAAGUCAUCACCAGCAAAUUGUUACCGUUCGAAACUUCUCGAGAUAAAAAUGAUCCAAAUACA